This is a messenger RNA of Aspergillus wentii DTO 134E9, 1317 nucleotides long. Its product is annotated as M20 family metallopeptidase. Gene Ontology annotation, molecular function: dipeptidase activity. NCBI's taxonomy places the organism in Eukaryota, Fungi, Ascomycota, Eurotiomycetes, Eurotiales, Aspergillaceae. The record is from RefSeq and is a predicted model, not a curated record. The transcript has 3 exons. Bases 1 to 1317 code for a protein of 438 amino acids.
AUGCAAAUCAAUGAAUUCCAGCAAGAUACCAUUAAACCAAUCCAGGAAGCUCUCCAAAAGUAUGAUGCAGAGCUGAGAGACAUCAAUCAGAAGAUUUGGUCGAAACCAGAACUCGCAUGGAAAGAGCACAGCGCCCACGACAACAUUUGCAAUUUGUUCGAUACUUUUAUCUCACAAGGGUUUCAAGUGCGUCGGGGUGCCUAUGGGGUGGAAACUGCAUUCGAGGUUGAGUACUCCCACGGCACCGGUGGCCGUGUCGUGGCGUUCAAUGCAGAAUAUGAUGCACUACCGGGGAUCGGCCAUGCAUGUGGACACAACCUGAUUGCCACCAGCUCCAUUGCUGCUUUUCUUGCGACUUGUGACGCAUUGAAGGCCCGAUACCCUGAUGGUCCAGGAUAUACCGUACGACUUUUGGGCACUCCCGCUGAAGAAUCCGGGGGUGGAAAGGUGCGUUUGCUGGGAAAUGGAGCAUACAAGGACGUGGAUGCAUGUCUCAUGAUGCACCCGAUUCCCAUGUCUCCCGGUGAUCCAGAGCUGUUGAGUAUCGCAAGCGUGCUCCCUGGGGGGUAUUUGGCAAAUGAUAAAGUCCGAGUGACCUUCACUGGCAAGCCUGCUCAUGCGGCAGCGGCUCCUUGGGAGGGCAUCAACGCACUAGAUGCAGUCGUUGCUGCUUAUGUCAAUAUUUCUCUGCUCCGACAGCAAAUUAUGCCAUCCCAGAGGAUCCAUGGAGUUAUAUCGAACGGCGGAGACCGGCCAAACAUCAUCCCCAUGUCGGCAACCUUGGAUUAUUAUAUUCGAUCCGACACCGUCAAAACGCUAAAACCCUUGACUGCCAAGGUUAUCAAAUGCUUUGAGGCGGCAGCAACUGCGACUGGCUGCAAAGUAGAACUUGACUGGGGUGUCUCUUAUACAGAUCUCAAGGCUAAUGUGCCGAUCUGCGAAAGCUAUGUUUCCGCCAUGCGGGCAAUGGGACACAAAACCGCGUUUGACAAUACUGGAUUAGUUGGUCAGCUUACUGGAGCAUCAACAGAUAUGGGUACUUUGCCAAUACAUUGGGUCAUUAUGGAUAUUUCAGAAUUGUCAACUGACAGUUUUACAGGAAAUGUAUCUUACGCUGUUCCUGGCUUCCACGGUAUUUUCAGCAUCCCAGCCGAUGGGGUCAACCAUACACCGCAAUUCACCGCUGGUGCUGGCUCGCCCGAGGGGUUUCAGCGAAGUCUAUACUGUGCGGCAGGAAUGGCAGCUGUCGCUUGCAAGAUAUUAGUCGACAAUGGUUUUGCUGGGCUGGUUAAAAGGGAUUUCGAAAGGGAGGUAUAG